CCAUGUUGCUCGUGGUGGAUGGAGGUUCAAGUUAUCCCAUGUUGCUUGGCAGAUGGAGGUGGUGGCUCGUGGCACUGCAGCAGUGGCGCUCAUAUAGGGUCCUAGAGGGAGUAGACUUGCAUUCAUACCAUGCGUGCGUCCCUCUCUACCCCAGUCCACCCCUCGCUUGCUAAGCUUGCUGCUGUGGUGCCGUGGGCCACCAUCGCCGUGCGCCUUCCCCCUCCCACGCAUUCGUUUUUGAAAUUCUCACUCCCGCAUAUCCUGUUUUGAUAUCCUGCCCUCACUCGCCAUGCACUUGUGUUCUACAGCCUAUCUAUUCGUCCUGGGCUAACUCCCUGCGUUUACUUCCCCUUUCCCCUGUCCGCCUGUGCCUUCUCUUCCCAUCCCUUCCCCUCCUCCCAGGGCGACUGGAGUGGGGGCAGCAGAGCGGGCAUCAGAGCAGCACACAGGCGAGUGGCGUGGAGUGGUGGCAGUAGCAGCAAGCAUCAGAGCAGCACUGACGUCUGCAGCAACACUUGGAGGCAGCAGCGACAAAAGUCAGCACCACGACCCAUGGGUUGCUCUGGGAACACCGAGCUGCCCUCUCUGCCUGCACUGCUGCUGCCACAACCGCUGCUACAGCUGCCCUCAGAUGUCUGUGAAGGCUUCCAGCUGCCGUCAUCUGCCUUCGGCUGCAGCUGCUGCUACGGCUGGUGCUGCUGCUGUGGUGCUGAGGCUGGGGUGGAGUGCAGUGGGAUGACGCACGGCAAGGCCCUAUGGGCAUGCCCUGCUGACCACUACACUCCUCCACGCGCACGGCAAGGCCCUAUGGUCACGCGCCGGGUGAGGACGGGUGGAGUGAACCUGCAUGCGGCAGGGCGUCUGUCAGUGGGAGGCGCGGAGUGCUCUCGCCUGCUCCGAUUCGCCACCCGCAUCCGUCCCCAGCUGCUGCGAGGAGGUGUAACGGGGCUGACUGCUGCUCCCGCGUUGCCUAUCCUCCCAUGGCUAAGUUCCCUCCUCCGAACCUGCCCCUUGCCCCUCGCGCUCCCCCCUCCCCCAACCCCCCUUCGCUGUCGUCAUCACUCUCUUUUACUGCUGCAAUUUCCUUUCAAAUCGGAUCUGAAGUUGCUUGGCGGAUAACGGUGGUGGUCCUGGCACGGCGGCAGAAGAGUUCAUAUAGAGUUUAGAGGGAGACUUGCAUGCAUGCCAUGCGCGCGUCCCUCUCUACCCCAGCCCACCCCUCGCUUGCUAAGCUUGCUGCUGUGGUGCCGUGGGCCACCGUCGCCAUGCGCCUUCCCGCUCCCACAAGCUUUCGGAUCUGAAACACUUGUUUUUCUGCCUCGAUUCUCAUUCUCACUCUUACUUUCAGCUUUCCGUCACCGCCACCGCCACCGCCACCGCCAACAACACCUCCCGGCCCUCUCUGCCGGCGCUGCUGCUGCCUCAACUCCGUCUGCAGCUGUUUGUGAAGGCAGUGGGAGCAGCUGCAGCGCACAAGGGCAGGCGGAUUGCGCACAAGGGGAGGAGAAGCAUGCAAAAGGGGAGGAGCAGCACCAUCCACCAUCCUCCACACUCCCUCCUCCUCUCACCUCUCAUUCCUCCUCCUCCGGCUGUCAGGGUCGCCCAAGGGACCCCUCCCCAGGUGACAGCUGGUAACUGCUAACUGCCAACGGGUAAGUAGGUGCGUGGGUAAGCGGGUAAGUGGGUGAGUGGGUAACUGCUGGUAUGGUAUGGAAACUUGGUGCCGACCCUGGCAGCUGCCAUCACCACACCCCUCCUCGCAGCGGCUCACCCACCCUAUCGCCCAGCGGCUGUUUGACUUGGCAAACCGACACUCCGACUGCCUGGCUGCCCACCUGCAACACUUCAACGCUCAACACUCCGACACUCUGAAACUCCCACAACUCCAACCCUUCAACGCUUUAGCGCUUUCUGUCCAGCCACAGUUUGCCGCUUCUUCUGUGCAUUUUGUUCUUCUUCUGUUCAUCCUUCAUUGCUCGUCGCUUUUUCUCAUUCACGCCUUCAACCUCCGUUGCUUGUCGCCUUUCCUCUCUAUCACUCGCUUACUCACCCCUCGCUGCUCCGUUCACUUGUCCACCCCCUCCCCUUGACCUCCCCGCCUUCCCCUUCCCAUCCCAGCAGGCCACCUAAACCUUUCCUCCCGUACUUAAGUGUAAGGGAGCCUUGGGGAGGGGGCUUGGCGCGCUGCUGGGAGCAUACUCCUGUGUGACGCCCUCCUGUGUGACUCCCUGCCAAUCUCAUGCCCAGAGGAGGGCAAGCAGCAUCGGCGGCAGGGAGGGGGAGGAGGGCGGUGGGAUGACGCACGGCAGGUGGAGUGCCCUGCUGACCACUGCCCUCGCUGCAGCCCGCAGUUCGACCACGGGAGGUCCAUCUGCACUGCAAGCAUAGGAGCGGCGCCUUCAGCUUGAGAGGAGGGCGGUGGGAUGACUCACGGCAGGGGGAGUGCCCUGCUGACCACUGCCCUCGCUGCAGCUCUCGGUGGCAUCAGGGGGGCCUGGCGCUCCCUUUCCUCGCACCUGCAGCAGCCCCUCCCCUGGGCUGUGGAUAGCUGCAGUUGCAGCGGCAGCAGGGGGGAAUUUUUGUUGGCGCUUCUGCAGAGUGCAAGCAGCUGGCAUGGCAGGGGGAGUGCCCUGCUGACCACUGCUCUCCCUGGAGCUCUCGGGUCGACCAGGGGAGAUCCAGCUGCACGGCAGGAAAGAUCCAGCUGCACUGCAGUGCAGGGGAGGUCCAGCUGCACUGCAAGCAUGGGAGCGGCACCUUCAGCUUUACCACUGCCCUCGCUGCAGCUCUCGGUGGCAGCAGGGGGGCUUGCUUUCCCCGCACCCCUGGGGGGGAGUCUGUCGUCGUUGGCUGUGAAUAGCAGCAGUUGCAGCAGCAGCAGCAACAGCAGCAGCAGGAGCUGAAGCAGCAGGGGGGAGGGUUUGGCACCACUUCAGAGCGCAAGAGGGGGAAAGGAUUCGCAGCAGCAGCAUCAGCAGCAGAUGGAAUCAUCCCCAAUCCCACCGGCAGCAACAGCAGCGGGAGCAUCUCCUAACCCCACCAGCGGCAGUAGCAGAGGGAGCAUCCCUCAACCCCCACCAGCGGCAGCAGCAGAGGGAGCAUUCCACCACUUCCGCCUGCCACUCCGCCAUCCUUCUCUCCACUCCACCACACUCCACCACACUCCACCAUACUCCACCACCCAUCCAGCCCAUUCCACCCACCACUUCCGCCGCGACCCUUCAGCCAUCCUCCACUCCACCACACUUCACUAACAGACAGUCAGACUGACUGACAGACAGACAGUCAGACUGACUGACAGACUGACUGACAGACUGAUGGACAGACUGACAGACAAACUGACAGGCAGACCAACAGACUGACAGACUAACUGGUACACAUACGGACAGACUGUGGGCAGUGGUCCGAGGGGAGGGGCGAGUGGCUCGAGUGUGAGGGAGUGUGAGGGAGUGUGAGGAGUGUGAGGAGAGCUUGAGAGUGAGGCACAAGCGGUAACGGGACAGGCGAGUACAGGUGAGUCCAAUGUUUCCAAGAGGUGUGAGCAGGUGCGUUUUUACCAAGUGCACCUGCAUGGUUAAGUGCAGGUGCGUUGCUUGCUGUUCCUUCACUGCUGCGCCCUUAUAAGGAGUCAAGAGGUGACCGCCUCUUGAAUCAACUGCUGCAGGUGAGUCCAUGUUACACCAGGUGUGCGCAUAUGCACCUGCAUGGGUAAGCGCAGGUGCGUUGCUUGCUCUGCCUUCACUGCGACGCCCCUCACUUCACGAGGAGGCACGAGGAGCAGCGUGCGCCCUCUAACGAUGGUACACCGCUCUUGUGUUGCACCUUUUGUUGUUUUUUUGCUGCGUUUUCUUUUGUUCUUUGGUGCGUUUGUGAGUGUGGCAGAAGCAGGGAGAGGCAAGCGGCAGCUGCAGGAGUGGAGUCGCGGAUGGAGAGGCGAGGGGCGAGGGGCGAGGGGCGAGGGGCGAGGGGCAAGGGGCGAGCAGACGAGCAGAAGAGAAGAGGGCCUUGACCGUGCCUCUGUUCCCCCCCUUGCCUCGGGCUUCUGGUACCCCACUGUCUGUCCACUUCUCACGCCUCGCUUCUCUCAAGCUCUGCCUCUGACGCCAGAGCCCUGACUCUGACCGCCAGAGCUCUGAAUCUAACCGCCACAGCUCUGAAUCUGACCGUCAGAGCCCUGACUCUGACCGCCAGAGCUCUGACUCUGACCGCCAGAGCUUAGAAUCUGACCAUCAGAGCACUGUCUCUGACCGCCUCCGACUCUGACCGCCAAAGCACUGACUCUGACCGUCAGAUCUCUGCCUUUGACCACGAGAGCCCUGACCCUGACCGCGAGAGCUCUCACUCUGACCGCCAGAGCUCUGAAUCUGACCGCCAGAUCCCUGAGUCUGACCGCCAGAGCCCUGACUCUGACCGCCAGAGCUCUGACAGCCGCAACUCUGACUCUGACGGCCAGAGCUCUGACUCUGAAAGCAAGAAGUCUGACUCUGACCUCUGACUCGGACCGCCAAAGCUCUGCCUCUGACCGCCAGAGACCGCCAGAGCUCCGAGCCUGACCGCCAGAGCUCCGACUCAGACCGCCAGAGCUCUGACUCUGACCGCCAGAGCUCUGAGACCGCCAGAGCUCUAAAUCUGACCGCCAGAGCUCUGACUCUGACUGCCAGAGCUUAGACUCUGACCGUCAUAGCCCUGAAUCUGACCGCCAGAGCACUGACAUUGACCGCCAGAGCCCUGACUCUGACCGACAGAGCUCUGAAUGUGGCCGCCAGAGCUCUGCCUCUGACCGCCAGAGCCCUGACUCUGAUCGCCAGAGCUCUGCCUCUGACCGCCAAAGCUCGGCCUCUGAUCGCCAGAGCUCUGAUUCUGAUCGCCAGGGCACUGACUCUGACUGCCAGAGCCAGAGUUCUGAUUCUGACCACCAGAGCUCUGACUCUGACCGCCAGAGCCCUGACUCUGACCGUCAGAGCCCUGGCUCUGACCGACAGAGCACUGACUCUUACCGACAGAGCUCUGACUCUGACCGUCAGAGCCCUGACUCUGACCGCCAAAGCUCGGCCUCUGACCGGCAGAGCUCUGCCUCUGACCGCCAGAGCGCUGAAUCUGACCGCCAAAGCUCUGACUUUGACCGCCAGAGCUCUGACUCUGACCGCCAGAUGUUAGACUCUGACCAGCAGAGCUUAGUCGCUGACCGUCAGAGCCGUGAACUCUGACCGUCAGAGCUCUGAAUCUGACCACCAGAACUUAGACCCUGACCGCCAGAGCUCUGACUCUGAGUGCCAGUGCCCUGACUCUGACCGCCAAAGCUCUGACUCUGACUGCCAGAGCUCUGACUCUGACCGCCAGAGCUGUGAUUCUGAUUGCCAGAGCUCUGACUCUGACCGCCAGAGCUUAGACUCUGACCAUCAGAGCCCUGACUCUGACCGCCAGAGCUUAGACCCUGACCAUCAGAGCCCUGACUCGGACCGCCAGAGCUGUGACUCUGACCU
This is a messenger RNA of Closterium sp. NIES-67, 5483 nucleotides long. The record is from the annotation of a GenBank genome assembly. NCBI's taxonomy places the organism in Eukaryota, Viridiplantae, Streptophyta, Zygnematophyceae, Desmidiales, Closteriaceae.